AUGAAGUCCUUCUCGAACGUUGCUCUUGCCCUGCUGGCUGCGACCAGCAUGGUCGCUGCUGAGUUGUCAGCCUCGGACUGCGCUCAAAUGUGCAUCAACAACAUGAACGCCAAGGCCUCUGAGCUCAACUGCAAGUCUGGUGACAUGGCUUGCCUGUGCAAGAACCAGGACUACCAGUAUGGUAUUCGUGACUGCACCGCCCAGGCCUGCCCCAACGAUGAUGCUGCCGCUGUUGUCAAGAUGGCCCUUGCCUCGUGCCCUAGCUCGGGCUCCGAGACCACCACUGGCUCUGGAAGCGAGAGCACCGGCACUCAGUCUGGUGAUAAGACCACCACUGGUUCGGGUUCGGGUUCUGGCUCGGCCACUACCACUGGCUCUGGCAGUGAGAGCACCGGUACUGGCAGCGAAACCACCGGCACCAACUCCAAUGGCAGCGGCACCGCUACUGGUACUGGCACUGAGGCCACCGGCACUGGCGCCACCGGCACUGGCGCUUCCACGAUGACCACGAUGACCACGACUGCUAGCGGCUCCGAGUCGUCUUCGACUGUCUCCAACUCGGGCUCGGGCUCGGGCUCGGGCUCGGGAUCCUCCACCGAGUCUGGUGGUUCUGGCUCGCAGAGCACUGGAUCUGGCUCCUCUGGCUCGAGCACUGCUGCUUCUUCCAGCAGCACUGGUGCGGCUCACCCCAUGGCGACUGUCGGUACUGGCGCUGUUGGUGCUCUGGGUCUGGCCGCCCUGUUGGUGCUGUAA
Molecule: messenger RNA, 753 nt
Organism: Penicillium daleae
Lineage: Eukaryota; Fungi; Ascomycota; Eurotiomycetes; Eurotiales; Aspergillaceae
Product: CFEM domain-containing protein
Exons: 4
Coding region: 1-753 (250 amino acids)
Source: RefSeq, a predicted model, not a curated record